This is a messenger RNA of Cajanus cajan (pigeon pea), 351 nucleotides long. Lineage: Eukaryota; Viridiplantae; Streptophyta; Magnoliopsida; Fabales; Fabaceae. The record is from RefSeq and is a predicted model, not a curated record.
AUGCAUGAACAAACAUUAGGUUCUCAGGUGGGUAAUUUGCUGGUUAUCAUCUCAGAACCUGAGAGAAAAAUGGGCUUCCGCAUGCCAGCUAUUAUUAGGCGAGCGUCGUUUACUACAACCCAUGGAGCCUCCAAGAGGGUUGAAGUACCAAAAGGAUAUCUUGCAGUCUAUGUUGGAGAUAAGAUGAGGCGGUUCACGAUUCCAGUAUCAUUCUUGAACCAACCUUCAUUUCAAGAAUUACUAAGUCAAGCGGAAGAAGAAUUUGGAUUUGAUCAUCCAACUGGUGGUCUCACAAUACCAUGCAAGGAGGAAGAAUUCCUUAGUGUCACCUCUCUCUUGAAUGAGCUGUAA